Messenger RNA from Dibothriocephalus latus, 576 nucleotides. The record is from the annotation of a GenBank genome assembly. NCBI's taxonomy places the organism in Eukaryota, Metazoa, Platyhelminthes, Cestoda, Diphyllobothriidea, Diphyllobothriidae.
AUGCCGCUUUCGGACCAACGUCUUAAGGAUCUCAAGGCUUGCAUCCUCGCCUUUCACCAAAAUCCUAGCCAACCGAUUGAUGACAGGCAUCCUAUCAUGAAUAACUUUUUUUCCACUUUGGAACGAAUAUUUCGAUAUGGCUUGAAGGCGGGAGCAUCGCGUGGCGGUCAAACUAAGUGGGAUCCCUGGAACUGGAUAGAAAAGCUUCCCUCCUGUACAUCUAAUUCGGGCCUUUUUGUUCCUUAUCAGUUGUUGAAGGCCAUCGACGAAACCAAAAAGUCCUCGCGUGUAACUACUGCCCAGGGCAAAGGCCGACUCUUUUUGCGUACUUUGGUGCAACGAAAAUUGCUCGAGAAUUUGUUGCAGCUGCUAAGGGACAAUCCAGUCCUUGCCUUACGCCACUACGAAGCUGGGCAUAGUCUGUUUACAGACGAGAUCCUGUCGGAGAUUCUACGCUCCCUGUUUGCAGAAGUCGCUCGUCUUGACUUUCAGCUGGAUCUCGACAACGCCGACUUCCUUGACGAGACUUGGGAAUUGCCUGUGAUGAAGGAACUCCAGUUCGUUCCAUGCAGGUGA